Molecule: messenger RNA, 4835 nt
Organism: Nannospalax galili (Upper Galilee mountains blind mole rat)
Lineage: Eukaryota; Metazoa; Chordata; Mammalia; Rodentia; Spalacidae
Gene: Nr5a2
Product: nuclear receptor subfamily 5 group A member 2
Exons: 8
Coding region: 249-1874 (541 amino acids)
Biological process (GO): hormone-mediated signaling pathway; tissue development; regulation of transcription by RNA polymerase II
Cellular component (GO): RNA polymerase II transcription regulator complex
Molecular function (GO): zinc ion binding; RNA polymerase II cis-regulatory region sequence-specific DNA binding; nuclear receptor activity
Source: RefSeq, a predicted model, not a curated record
GAAACUGGAGACAUGGUUUACAGCAGGUCACUAAUGCUGGAAAAAGUACAGAGUCCAGGGGAACACUGGCUUACAACUUUCAGAAUUCUGGAAUUUUUUUUUCUUUUUUCUUAACUUUCACUAGGGGAAUAAGGGUUACUGUAAUCUGAAGUAUCUUUCCAAGGUCACAAAAUAUGACAAGCUUCAAUUUUUCUCAUGUUCAAUGAUUUCUGCCAUAAGCCAAAGGAUUGCCUAUAAUUUCACUAAGGAUGUCUGCUAAUUCGGAUACUGGGGAGUUGCAAGAAUUUCUAAAGCAUGGACUUACUCCUAUUGGUGCUGGGCUUCCGGACGGACACCGACCCCCCAUUCCCGCCCGCAGCCGCCUGGUCAUGCUGCCCAAAGUGGAGACGGAAGCCCUGGGACUGGCCCGGUCGCAUGGGGAACAGGGGCAGAUGCCGGAAAACAUGCAAGUAUCUCAGUUUAAAAUGGUGAAUUACUCCUAUGAUGAAGAUCUUGAAGAGCUGUGUCCUGUGUGUGGUGAUAAAGUAUCUGGGUACCAUUAUGGUCUCCUCACCUGUGAAAGCUGCAAGGGGUUUUUUAAGCGAACAGUCCAAAAUAAUAAAAGGUACACGUGUAUAGAAAACCAGAACUGCCAAAUUGACAAAACACAGAGAAAACGUUGUCCUUACUGUCGAUUUCAAAAAUGUCUAAGUGUUGGAAUGAAGCUGGAAGCGGUAAGGGCUGACCGAAUGCGAGGAGGCAGGAAUAAGUUUGGGCCGAUGUACAAGAGAGACAGGGCCCUAAAGCAACAGAAGAAAGCCCUCAUCCGAGCAAACGGACUUAAGCUGGAAGCCAUGUCUCAGGUGAUCCAGGCUAUGCCCUCGGACCUGACCAUCUCCUCUGCAAUUCAGAACAUUCAUUCUGCCUCCAAAGGCCUACCUCUGAACCAUGCUGCCUUGCCUCCCACGGACUACGACAGAAGUCCUUUUGUCACAUCCCCCAUUAGCAUGACAAUGCCUCCUCAUGGCAGCCUGCAAGGUUACCAACCAUAUGGUCACUUUCCAAGUCGGGCCAUCAAGUCUGAGUACCCAGAUCCCUAUACCAGUUCACCAGAGUCCAUAAUGGGCUACUCCUAUAUGGAUAGUUACCAGACGAGCUCUCCAGCAAGCAUCCCACAUCUCAUACUGGAACUUUUGAAGUGUGAACCAGAUGAGCCUCAAGUUCAAGCCAAAAUUAUGGCUUACUUACAGCAAGAACAGGCUAACCGAAACAAGCAUGAAAAGCUGAGCACAUUUGGGCUUAUGUGCAAAAUGGCAGAUCAGACCCUCUUCUCCAUUGUUGAGUGGGCCAGGAGUAGUAUCUUCUUCAGAGAACUUAAGGUUGAUGACCAAAUGAAGCUGCUUCAGAACUGCUGGAGCGAGCUCUUAAUCCUCGACCACAUUUACCGACAAGUGGUGCACGGGAAGGAAGGAUCAAUCUUCCUGGUUACUGGGCAACAACUGGACUAUUCCAUUAUAGCAUCACAAGCCGGGGCCACACUCAACAACCUCAUGAGUCAUGCACAGGAGCUGGUGGCAAGACUUCGUUCCCUCCAGUUUGAUCAACGAGAGUUUGUGUGUCUGAAAUUCUUGGUGCUGUUUAGUUUAGAUGUCAAAAACCUUGAGAACUUGCAGCUGGUGGAAGGUGUCCAAGAACAAGUGAACGCCGCGCUGCUGGACUACACAGUGUGCAACUACCCGCAGCACACGGAGAAAUUUGGGCAGCUACUUCUUCGACUGCCGGAAAUCCGGGCGAUCAGCUUGCAAGCAGAAGAAUACCUCUACUAUAAGCACCUGAAUGGGGAUGUGCCCUAUAAUAACCUUCUCAUCGAAAUGCUGCAUGCGAAGAGAGCAUGAGUUACAGUCCCUGGGAGCUUGCUCUCGGAACAGAAAGAGACUGGAGGGAGGGAAAAGAACAGGAAGAGAGAAGGAAAAAAAAUACUCUGAACUGCUCCACACAACGCUGAUUAAAAACUCGCUUUAAAGAUAUUGAAUUUUAAGAGGCAUAAUAAUCAAAUACUUAAUGGCAAACAAUUGAUGUAUCAGGGUAUUUGUACUGUAAACUGUGAACCGAAGGCUUCACGUCCCCAGAGGGUCCAUAUGAAAGUGGCCUGAGCUCACAGAUGGAUUCCAGCACCACAUCAGAGUACAAAGGGACAGGACAAUUCUUGUAUAUUUGAACUGAUCUCUGUUAUGAAGAAAUUUAGGAAUUAAUCUGUGUUAAUAAUGGGAUUCAUUCACUGAGGGGUUGGAACUUACAGAAUUCCUCCAUGGUGAAGUUGAAGAGCUGUCCACGCAGCCCCGCCCUCGCCCAGAAGGCCCCACACCUCUCAGCUGUGAUCUCCCAAUCCAUACCAAGAACCUGUGUUCAGCCACACCCAGUAGUAGCGCCACUAAAUCAUGAAUACUGAAUGUCUGUGUCUUAGACCUGCCGAAACCUAUAAGAACAGUGUAUAAAGAUGUCAGCUUGCCAUUUUCAAUAUGUUCUGGUUUGUUUUGUUGCGUGUCAGUAAUUUUUGGAGAAAAGCAGGCAGUAUCUCUCUUCUAUAUAAGCAUUGAUUAAUUAAUAUUAAGAAAAAUGACUGCAAUUUUUUUAAGCAAAUGCUCCUUACAAGCAAGUUAGCUUUUAUUUUUUCUGCUACUGUUGCUGAAAUGUGGCUUUGGCAUGGUUGGAUUUCAUAAGACUAUCUGGCCAAAAGGCUUGUUAGUAUACAUCUGUCUUUCUAGUCACCAAGGUGUGUAGUUCACUUAAAAGUAAAACAUUAAAUAUCUUUUGCUGGGAUGUCAAAUAGUCACAAUUUAAGUAGCUGAAAAGUCGAAGCAUGUUGAGCAAUGCCAAACCAAAAGAAAGGAUGAGCUGAUAAAUUGAUUGGCUCAAGUUUCAUUCCAGUUGCAUUUGGGUAUGUCCUAAACUCGGGAGGGAAGCAGUGAUUCUGCAUAUGGCCUGGAAAGAGUAAGUCAUCCAACAGCCCGCAAAGGGGAAUGGAAGAGAGUGAUACUGACCCCUCUUAAGUUGUAGACCAAAGGCUGCUGUAGAAGGAAUUUUGGAGGACAGAGAUGGCAAACGCACUCUCUGAACAACACCGUCAGUAUUAACAUGCGAUGCCACAGGUAUGAAAGUCUUGCCUUACUUCACAAUCCUGAAAGGUAGCUGUGCAGAUGUGUAUCGACAUUUGUUUAAAACAAAGUAUUAAUACUUUAAAGUCAAAUAAAAUAUAGUGUUUACAUUCUUUAGGUCCUGGGGGGAGUGGGGGGAGGGAACCGUGAUAUUACAAAAUAGCGAAAGCAGUAAUUUCUUUAAUGUUAUUUUUCUGGUUGGUAAUUAUUUUUAACAGUACUUAAUUACUGUAUGUCGUGAGACACUAAAAUCAAAAGUGGGACUCUCAUUUAGACUUUAAUUUUUUGAGAUUACCGGCAGCACAAUCACUUGUAGAAACUGUAAAAAAAUUAAAGUAUCUCCUAGUUCCUUAAUUUUUUCAUAAGUGUUUCUGGCUUUUGAAUAGUUUAUUUAUAUUGUCUAUCAUAGUUUCAAGUGUAGACAAUUAUGAUGCUAAUUUAUUGUUCCUUUGUUUCACUUUUGUAUAAGAUAUAACCAAGAUGGAAGAAACCAAAUAUAUGUGUUUACUGUAGCAUGUCUUCAAGUUAGUGGAACAUAGUUCAGGGGUAUAGAAGGGUCUUAAUGAGUAAAAUCAUCCACUUGAUUAAAUGUCUGUAAAUCUACAUAAUUCUUCUGUAGUUUAUUUAAUAUCCAUUGUAAAUUAUGUGACUUGUAGCUUUCUCUGUUUUAAGUAAAUUUAAUGAGGUGGCGUCUUACCUGGUUUUCCUUUGAAGCACUGUAAGUUAUAUACCAAAGAUAUUAGUUUAUCACUUCAGUGUGUACAAAGAUUAUUUUAUUCCUUUUCUCAGUCACCUCUGAAUACCAUCCACAUGAAGGUGCUAUGACUCAUGCCAUGUUGUAGUCUGGGUGUUAUCUUCUUGGUUCAAAGGAUGGGAGGUCACUAAUCAGAGCUCAGAUCCAAAGCAUUCAAGAGAAUGGCAGCAUUGCUGAUCCUCUCAAUUAGAACCCAAGUUGGUUAAAGGCACAUGGAGAGGCAUGGUGUUGUCAAUGGUUGAUGAGACGGCUCCAUCCUGUUUGUCAACCUGGGUGGAAGAGAUUCUGAGACUCGAAGGAUGGUUAUUUAGAGGGAUUUUAGCAUUACAAAAAAAAAAAAAGAAAAGAAAGAAAAAAAAUCCAUGUUUUCUUAUUUCAAAUAAUAGAGUACUCCCUACUGAAUGUUAAUCCUAAAAACUGUCAAAUACUGGUGUCGUUAACCUAUAGAUUGUGCCCUGAAAACAGUUAGAGAGACAGGCAAUAGAGUCACACCCACACUGCUGGUGACCCCAACGACAGAAGCAGAGAAGCAAGCCUGUGCCGUAGCAGCACCUGGGGUAUACCCAGAGCUGGCUGGUGAUAUUUGUCUGAUGUCAGUUGUUCACCAGUUUGUAACCAGGCAUUUACUUAGCCAACUGCCUUAUCAAUUACGGGAUUCACUAGUGAAAGCAGACUCAAGUAAAAAGGUUUUUGGCUGAGCUGGGUUUCUUAGAGUUGGUCUCUGUAAACAGACAAUCUGUAAUGACUGAAUAUUUGUCUUACAGAUUUCUGUAGCUGCCUUGGACUUGAAUCCAUGCAGUGUUUAGAGUGUGAAGUCAGCUACUUGUUGACGUUUCCUACUGUAUCAGUGAAAUACAUAUUGUCACGUUAGUUCUUCUUGCCAGGAAUUUCUCACUAAAAUGGAUUUUUUUUCAGUAUUUCAAUAAAUAUUGAUAUGCCCAGCCUGA